Messenger RNA from Erigeron canadensis, 886 nucleotides. Its product is annotated as WEB family protein At3g51720-like. The transcript has 2 exons. The record is from RefSeq and is a predicted model, not a curated record. Bases 79 to 807 code for a protein of 242 amino acids. NCBI's taxonomy places the organism in Eukaryota, Viridiplantae, Streptophyta, Magnoliopsida, Asterales, Asteraceae.
UCUUUACCCUUUUUCUACUUCUAUUUCCACUUCUUGUUUUUUCUCAAAGUGUCAAAUACUCCUACUUGAUUUGGUGAAAUGGGUUCGGAGCUAAAAGAAAAUGUGGGUGGUGAUGGUGGUGGGUGGAAGGCUGAGGUUGACACCACAGCACCCUUUGAGUCAGUGAUGGAAGCUGUGACCCGAUUCGGUGGAAUCGGGUACUGGAAACCCCAUACCCGUGACCCAUCUCAAACUACUACUUCCCGGGUACCCGACUCAGAAAAAGUAGAGGAUGAGGCAACACAUUUACAAAACAAAGUAGCAGAAGAAAAGGAAACACGCGAAAUCUUGAAAGAAAUUGAAGCAACAAAAACAAGAUUCGAAGAACUGAAAGUCAAACUACAAAAAGAAGAAGCUAAAGUCGACACACAUUCAUCUGAUUGUCAAAGCAACGAUAGUGACACAGCUGCUAAUGCACAAGUCUCUGAAGUAGAGCUAUCUAAAACCGAGAUUUUAAAAAGGGUAGAGGAAGCAACAGAGGAAGUAAAACAUUGUACUAAAGUUAUCGAAGAAGCCUUGAGUCGGGUCAACACUUGUAGACAGAAAUCAUCAGAGUUUGAGAAUUUGGGGCCUCCCAUGUCCAUAGGACAGAUACUAAGUAGGAAAUUGGUUUUGGCUGAAAAGAAUUCCGCCAAGAGUUGUAUGAAAUGGAAAGUCUCGUUGUCGCAAGUCCUUAGAAAAACUGGUCAUGGGGAAAAGAGAGGUAGUCAUGGUGGUGGUGAGAAAAGAGUUCCGACAAAGAGAAUGAAGUUCGGGUUCUGCGUUUGAUUCGGGUUAAGGAGUUGUGGGCUUGUGAAUGUCUUGUAUUAUGUAUGAACUUGUGCUAUAAUGUUGAAGAUGAAACUCA